AUGAGCUCUUCUGAGGACGAUAUCCCUCUCGUGCGCGCCAACGGCCGCGCCAAUGCCUCGACCAAGUCUCCUGCGACAAACGGUGAUCUCGAUCCCGGCAUGUCGGUUCGCUUUGGACCCGUACAGGACAAAGACGUUGACAUGAAGGACGCGGAUGCGCCUGCCAAGCGCAAGUCGCGGGCAAGCAUUGACAAAAAGAAGUCAUAUACCGAGCCUGAGAGCAGCGAAGAUGACCAGCCCUUGAGCAAGCGCCGGCGAACCUCGGUCAAACAUGAAGACCCCGAAUCGGAUGAUGACGUUCCGCUGGCCCUCAACGGACGAAAGCUCCCAAAGGCCUCCGAGACGGCAAUUGGCGAAGAAUCCGAUUCCGAUGUGCCGAUUGAGCGCAAACUCACCGCGCAGAAGAAGAAAAUUGAGAAGCGGGCAGAGAAGGUGGCUAGUCUCGCGCGCAAGCCCUCGGCCUCCAAAGCUAAGCCAGUGGCUACGACCAAGAAGGCAGUGAAUGGCGUCAAGAAGGAGCCCGCGGAUGAUAAAUCUUCUGUGAAGAAGGUGAAGGCCGAGCCGGCUUCUCUGAAGAAGGUCAAAGCUAAGGUCAAGGCUGAGAGCGAGGAUGCGGAAGAUGGGGAGGAAGAAUAUCGCUGGUGGGACGAUCCUACCAAGGGCGAUGGGACCAAGAAGUGGACGACUCUUGAGCACAACGGUGUGGUGUUCCCUCCACCCUACGAGCCUCUGCCUAAGAACGUCAAGUUGAAGUACGACGGUGUUCCUGUGGUUCUUCAUCCCGAGGCCGAGGAGGUUGCGGGCUUCUUCGGAAGCAUGCUCAACUCGACGCAUAACGUGGAGAACCCUGUCUUCCAAAAGAACUUCUUUAUGGAUUUCAAGGACAUCCUGAAGAAAACCGGCGGCGCCAAGGAUUCCAAGGGCAACAAGGUCGAUAUCAAAGAGUUUGGCAAGUGCGACUUCAAGCCUAUCUUUGAGUACUACGACGCCCAGCGUGAGGAGAAGCGCAAUCUACCUGCAGCAGAGAAGAAGCGCCUAAAAGCCGAGAAGGAUGAGCAAGAAGCUCCCUACAUGACGUGCACUUGGGAUGGUCGUCAACAAAAAGUCGGCAACUUCCGUGUGGAACCGCCUUCGCUAUUCCGUGGCCGAGGUGAGCACCCAAAGACUGGACGCGUGAAGACCCGUGUGCAGCCGGAGCAAGUCACCAUCAACAUCGGCAAGGAGGCCAAAGUUCCCCCGCCACCUCCAGGUCACAAGUGGAAGGAAGUGAAGCAUGACCAGGAAGGCACGUGGCUUGCUAUGUGGCAGGAGAACAUCAACGGUAACUACAAAUACGUCAUGCUGGCUGCCAAUUCCGAUGUCAAGGGCCAAAGCGAUUACAAGAAGUUUGAGAAGGCCCGCGAGCUCAAGAAGCACAUCGACAAGAUCCGCAAGGAUUACACAAAGAACAUGAAGAACGACCUGAUGGUGGAGCGUCAGAAGGCGACAGCUGUGUACCUGAUUGACAAAUUUGCUCUGCGUGCUGGUAAUGAGAAGGGCGAAGACGAGGCGGAGACCGUUGGCUGCUGCUCAUUGAAGUACGAGAACAUCACUUUGAAACCGCCACAGACUGUCGUCUUCGACUUCCUGGGUAAGGAUAGUAUUCGAUUCUACGACGAAGUUAUGGUCGACCCUCAAGUUUUCAAGAACUUGAAGAUCUUCAAGAAGGCGCCCAAGAAGAAUGGUGACGAGAUCUUUGACCGCCUGACUACUUCCGCCCUCAACAAGCACUUGCAGAACUACAUGCCUGGUUUGACCGCCAAGGUGUUCCGUACUUACAAUGCUUCCUUCACCAUGAGCGAGUUGCUCAAGGAGAUGAAAGCUUCUGGCACUAUUCCCGAGAAGAUCAAGGCCUAUAACGAUGCUAACCGCCGAGUUGCCAUUCUGUGUAACCACAAGCGAACGGUCGGGGCUGCUCACGCCAACCAGAUGGAGAAGAUGAGUGAACGGAUCAAGGGACUUCGCCUCGAAAAAUGGCGACUGAGGAUGCAGAUGCUCGACCUCGAGCCUUCCCUCAAGAAGAAGAAGGGCGCUUCGUUCUUCGAGCUGGAUGAGGAUUUGACCCCCGAGUGGGUCAAGGAAUACCAAGCAUUCAAGGUCGAGGAGGCAACUCAGAAGAUCACGAAGAAGUUCGAGAAGGACAACGAGAAGCUCGUGGCAGACGGCGAAAAGGCAAUGAAGGCAUUGGAGCUCACCGAACGGUUGAGCACCGUCAAAGACUUAGAGAAAAAAUACGCGAAAGAGAACAAGACCGGGAAGGUCGAGGCAGAGGGCCGUGGCCCUACUGUCGAAAAGAUCGAGGGCAGCAUCAAAAAGCUGGAGCAGCGCAUUGAUGCCAUGUUGCUCCAGGCCCAGGACAAGGAAGACAACAAGGAGGUCGCCUUGGGUACCUCAAAGAUUAAUUACAUCGACCCCCGUCUCACUGUUGUCUUCAGCAAGAAGUUCAACGUACCCAUUGAGAAGUUCUUCUCCAAGGCUCUCCGUGAGAAGUUCGAAUGGGCCAUCAAAUCCGUUGAGGAGGACUGGGAGUUCUAA
Molecule: messenger RNA, 2574 nt
Organism: Penicillium cataractarum
Lineage: Eukaryota; Fungi; Ascomycota; Eurotiomycetes; Eurotiales; Aspergillaceae
Product: DNA topoisomerase 1
Exons: 6
Coding region: 1-2574 (857 amino acids)
Biological process (GO): chromosome segregation; DNA topological change; DNA replication
Cellular component (GO): chromosome; nucleolus
Molecular function (GO): DNA topoisomerase type I (single strand cut, ATP-independent) activity; DNA binding
Source: RefSeq, a predicted model, not a curated record